Neurospora tetraspora is the source of this 1689-nucleotide messenger RNA. RefSeq names its product major facilitator superfamily domain-containing protein. The record is from RefSeq and is a predicted model, not a curated record. The transcript is spliced from 3 exons. Gene Ontology annotation, biological process: transmembrane transport. Lineage: Eukaryota; Fungi; Ascomycota; Sordariomycetes; Sordariales; Sordariaceae. The coding region runs from base 1 to 1689 and encodes 562 amino acids. Gene Ontology annotation, molecular function: transmembrane transporter activity.
AUGGUCACCAAAACCAAAGAUGGCCCCAAACUGCCCAAGCAACAACUGGCAAUUCUGGCCGUCGCCAGAUUCGCCGAGCCACUGGCCGCAACAUCCAUCUACCCUUACCUCCCCGAGAUGAUCAAGAGUUUCGGGGUUCCGAAGAACGAGGUGGCGAAAUGGGCCGGCUUCACAGGGUCCAUCUUCUCAGUUGCUCAGAGCAUGGCCGCCGUGCCUUGGGGGAGAGCGUCUGACCGGUUUGGCCGCAAGCCCAUCAUCCUCAUCGGUCUCACGAGCACCAUGAUCUGCUUCAUCGUAUGGGGCUUGUCGACGAGUCUCACCAUGGCUAUUACCGUUCGGUUUAUCAUGGGAGCGGGUAACGGAAAUGUCGGCAUCCUCCGAACAAUGGUAGCAGAAAUGGUUCCCGAGAAAGAACUCCAGCCCAAAGCCUUCUCCCUCAUGCCCCUCGUCUGGUCCAUCGGCAGCGUCUUCGGCCCCGCCUUUGGCGGUUUCUUCGCCCAGCCCGCCGAGCAAUACCCUUCCCUCUUCGGCAACAUGGACUUCUUCAAGAAAUACCCAUUCGCGCUCCCCAACAUCGUCGCCUGCGUCAUCUUCUUCAUGUCCCUCAUGACCGGCCUCCUCUUCCUGCGCGAAACGCUCGAAAGUCGGCGCGGCCAUCGAGACUGGGGUUUGGUGCUCGGCGAGAAACUCACUCGCCCCUUUAAACGCCGCUCCGGUCAUCACCACCACCACCACCACCGAAACAACAACAGACGACACUCCUUCGUCGACGACGGCGCCUCCGCCCCCCUCCUCGCUCAAUCCUCUCUCUCUCCCACCUCCAUAAUAUCCUCAGUGGAAACCGACCCCCCCACCCUCCGCGAGAUCUUCACCCCGCAAACCAUAAUCAACCUAACCUCCUACACCUUUUUGGCCUUACACUCGGUGGCCUUCGACCAAGUCCUCCCCGUCUUCCUCAACUACCCGCUCGUCUCCCCGCACGACCGCAACCCCUCCAACACCCACCUCCCCUUCAAAUUCACCGGCGGCUUCGGUCUCAGCACCUCCAAAAUCGGCACCAUUUACACCGUGUACGGCAUCGCGUGCGGCGUCGUCCAGUUCUUCCUGUUUCCCUGGUUCUGCGCCCGCUUCGGCGUUUUGCGCUGUUACCGCGCCGCCACCCUCCUUUUCCCCCUCGUUUAUUUACUCACCCCCUACACAGCCUUGAUCGAAGACACGCACACGCGCUACGCCGUCUUCCUCACUCUCAUCUUGAUAAAGGGAGUCGCAGUCAUCAUCGGUUUCCCUUGCACGACGAUUUUGUUAACCAACUCGGCCUCAUCGCUAAGAAUCCUAGGAACGUUAAACGGGUUCGCGACGACUUUCUCGGGUUUGGGAAGGGCGAUUGGUCCCGCGGUGGCGGGAGCGAUAUUUACUUGGGGAGUGACGGGAAGGGAUUAUAUCGUUGCGCCUUGGUGGUUUUUGAGUCUGGUGGCGGCGGUCGGGGCAGUGCCGAGUUGGUGGAUUGUGGAGGGGGAGGGGCCGACGAGGAGUUUGGAGACGGAUUCUGAGGGGGAGGAGGAGGGUGAGGGGGAAGAAGAGGUGGAUGAGGAGAGUACGUUGAUAUUGGACUCCCAGGGGUCGAGGGCCGGUUCGGCUAUGGAUAGGGGGUAUGGGACGGUGAAGAGGGAUGCGCAGGAGACGAGAUGA